This is a messenger RNA of Ceratosolen solmsi marchali, 1046 nucleotides long. Its product is annotated as pyruvate dehydrogenase E1 component subunit alpha, mitochondrial. The transcript has 5 exons. Gene Ontology annotation, molecular function: pyruvate dehydrogenase (acetyl-transferring) activity. Lineage: Eukaryota; Metazoa; Arthropoda; Insecta; Hymenoptera; Agaonidae. The coding region runs from base 34 to 1029 and encodes 331 amino acids. Gene Ontology annotation, cellular component: intracellular membrane-bounded organelle. Gene Ontology annotation, biological process: pyruvate decarboxylation to acetyl-CoA. The record is from RefSeq and is a predicted model, not a curated record.
GAAUUGUAUAAAUUGGAUAAAGGACCGGAUGAGAUGGAAAUUGAUGUAAAAGAUGCCACGAUUAUGCUUGAACAAAUGCUCUACAUUAGAAGAAUGGAAAAUAAAGCCGCGGAAUUAUAUCGAGCAAGGCUAAUCAAUGGAUUUUGCCACUUAUAUAGUGGUCAAGAGGCAAUCGCUGUUGGCAUAAAAUCUAUCAUGCAAGAUAAUGACACUGUAAUAACAGCAUACAGAUGCCACGGUUUUGCAGUGGUAUUUGGUGCAUCGGCUCGUGAAGUGUUUGCUGAAUUGAUGGGUCGACAAACCGGUAUAUCCAAAGGUAAAGGUGGUUCGAUGCACAUGUACGGGCCCAGUUUCUUUGGUGGUGACGGAAUUGUCGGUGGUCAAGUCCCAAUAGGUGCAGGUCUGGCUUUUGCGCAUAAAUAUAAUAACAAUGGAGGUGUAUCCUUCACACUGUAUGGCGAUGGAGCAGCCUCGCAGGGUCAAAUCUUUGAGGCUUGGAACAUGGCGAAACUUUGGAGCUUACCAGUUGUCUUUAUAUGUGAAAAUAACAAAUACGGAAUGGGCACGGUUACACACAGGCACUCGGCCAACGACAAAUUCUAUACCCGCGGAGAUCUCAUACCCGGCGUCAAGGUAAACGGUAUGAAAAUAGAUCAAGUGCGAGAAGCUACGAAAUUUGCAAGAGAACACGCGGUCUGUAAUGGACCGAUUCUCCUUGAAAUGGAAACCUAUAGAUACUUUGGUCAUAGUAUGAGCGAUCCAGGUACAAGUUAUAGAACUAGAGAAGAAGUGAAAUCUACUCAAGAUAAAGAAGAUCCAAUUAAGUAUUUUAUAAAUUAUCUCCAAGAAAAGAAUAUCAAGAGCAACAAAGAUAUUGAGGAUCUGAAAAAAGGAAUAUUUAAAGAGGUUGAUAAAGAAUUAGAAGAAUCAAAAAAUGAUACUUGGGUUGAUAUUAAAGAAAUAAGUACUCAUAUAUAUGUUAAAAAAUUGGAAGAAUGUAGAGGACUGGUUCCUUGGCACAAAGUUUGACGUCCAAUCCUACACGC